AUGGCUUUUUCCGUUCCCUUCCUCUACCACUUCCACCCUUGUUCAGACAAGAGUGGCCAAGCAACUCGCACCCCUGUCUACUUCCUCGGGAUCGGUGGGCCCAACUUUAUGGAAGAGACAGACCAUCCCGCUUAUUCUCAACUUGUUGCCAUCGGCCAGGAGAUUACAACCAAAGUCAAGCCAAAAGCAGUUGUCGUCUUCUCUGCCCAUUGGCAAGCUGGGCCAUCUACAAUUCAGAUCAAUGCUGCGGAGGAGACGGAUUUGAUCUAUGACUUCUACGGGUUCCCGCCUCAUUACUACAAAUAUGACUAUCCGAACAGGGGAAGCCCUGAAGUUGCCGAGAAGAUCAUUGAAAAGCUGCAAGAUGCAGACAUCGAGGUCGAGAGAGUUGAGCGAGGCCUUGACCAUGGAGUCUGGGCGGGGUUCAUGGUUGCUUUUGAUCCCGUCAAGAAUCCGUUGAAUGUCCCAAUCGUUCAAAUGGGACAGGCACUUGAAGGUCUACGAGAUGAAGGAGUUCUCAUCAUUGGUGCUGGAAUGGCAGUCCACAACCUGCGUGACUACCGAGCGAUGAGAGCAUCCGGGAGAACCAUGCCUUACGCGUAUAGCUUUGACAAAGCGCUCAAAGACGCUGUUACAUCUGAUCCAGACGGGAGAAGGGCAACCAUGUCAGCCUUGAUCAGAGGCAGCGAAGCCAGAGAGGCCCAUCCGACGCUGGAGCACAUUCUUCCCCUGUGUGUUGCUGCAGGCGCUGCAGGAUCAGACCGCGGUGAAAGAAUCUGGACUUUACCAGAAAGAAGUUUGAGUUGA
Fusarium vanettenii 77-13-4 is the source of this 807-nucleotide messenger RNA. RefSeq lists its product as uncharacterized. The coding region runs from base 1 to 807 and encodes 268 amino acids. The record is from RefSeq and is a predicted model, not a curated record. Lineage: Eukaryota; Fungi; Ascomycota; Sordariomycetes; Hypocreales; Nectriaceae. Gene Ontology annotation, molecular function: zinc ion binding; ferrous iron binding; oxidoreductase activity, acting on single donors with incorporation of molecular oxygen. The transcript is spliced from 5 exons.